Molecule: messenger RNA, 791 nt
Organism: Vigna umbellata (rice bean)
Lineage: Eukaryota; Viridiplantae; Streptophyta; Magnoliopsida; Fabales; Fabaceae
Product: HNH endonuclease domain-containing protein
Molecular function (GO): endonuclease activity; zinc ion binding; nucleic acid binding
Source: RefSeq, a predicted model, not a curated record
AGAAAUAAAAACAUAGAUCCUUCUUGUUCAGCUGUUGCUCCUUUUUCCCUGCUCCCUGUAGUGUAGAGCGAGGAGGAGGAUGAGUUCUUCUCCGCCUCGUUCUCGUGGCGACGGCGAGAAAAGACCCAGGUUUUUCGACUCAAACGCCAAGACCCUCUGUUGGUCCAAGGCUGAUAUUGUCCCCGGCCGUCACCCUGAGAGGUGGCGCAAAGACGCCGCGGGUAACAUUGUCUGCAAACGUUUCUACAACUGCAUCGGCUGCCUCUGCUACGAGUACGAUCACAUCAUCCCCUUCUCCAAAGGUGGUGAGUCCACAGCAGAUUGUCAAAUACUUCAAUCAAAGAGGUAUACAGGACUCAAAUCGGACAAAUAUGGACAUUGAUCUAAUCAAUUGAAAGACUACUCUUGUGAGGUUAAUUUUACUGAUAAGGAGCUUGAUAUAAUUGAGAUGGCUGUUUACGGGGAUGUGGUGCGGCCUGGAAAUCAGUGUCGUUGCAGAACUAUUGCUGAGAAACUUGGCAAAUUUAAACCAAAAGAUGACAAAGAUGCUUGUAAGUUGCCACAGGGAUGAAUCUUAACUGUAGCCAGCGACUAUACAACAUAAAUAAUGUAUUGAAAACAGAAGCUCAUGCCAAAUAAGUUUUAGACAAAAAACAAUUGUUUCACUUUAUAUCAUACCAUUUGGUCUAGCGUUAGGAUUGACAUCUAGACCUAGUUGUUAACAAUAAUUCUAGGUUUCUGACUUCUUUAAAGUAACCUCUAAAGUAAUAGGGAAAAAAAUAUAUUAUCAA